UGUGAAAAUGUCAGAAAAGGUUAUUGAAGAUGCAGGUUUUAUAAGUGACUUUCUAUUAUGCAUUUCAUACCCCUUCCCCAAUACUUAAUUUACCCUUUCAAAGAAUACCUCGUCCCCUGAUAGUAAUCCAGCCAAAAGCACAUCACCAAUUAAUCUUUGUAAAUAUCUCAAAAGAAGUUUCCUUGGCUCAUAAUUUUAUAAGUACAAAUUACUGUUCUUAUUUUUCAGGAUGUCAACCUUGGGACAAUUUGACUCUGACUUUUAUCAAUCUAAUUAUACCGUUGAUAAUCAGGAGCAGAGUUGCAAUGAUUCUAAUGCCUACGAUUAUCUUUAUGAAUCUACAAAACAACAAGCAAGUGAGCAGCCUCUGCCUGCCUCUUUUUUUCCACCAGAGAUGCUCACACCAUCAGGUUACACAGGACAAUUUUUUCAGCCAGCAUCCAGCCUGGAUUAUUAUUCACAAUCUCCUUACAUUGACGGUUUCGAUGAAGAGCCUCCUUUGCUAGAAGAUAAGUUAAGGAAGUAACUUGGAAUCAAUUUUGAUCACAUUUGGCAAAAAACCUUGACAGUGUUAAACCCACUGAAACCAGCAGAUGGCAGCAUUAUGAAUGAAACGGAUCUUGCUGGUCCCAUUCUUUUUUGCCUCGCCCUGGGAGCCUCCCUGCUUAUGGCAGGGAAAGUUCAGUUUGGUUAUGUGUACGGCAUGAGUGCCAUUGGCUGCCUUGGGAUUCAUGCCUUGCUGAACUUGAUGAGCUUUUCAGAAGUGUCCUAUGGCUGUGUGGCGAGUGUGCUUGGUUACUGCCUGCUUCCCAUGGUCAUCCUGUCCAGCUGUGCAAUCUUCUUUUCACUGCAGGGAGCCACUGGAACCAUGUUGGCACUGGUCAUCGUUGGCUGGUGUAGCCUCUCAGCUUCUAAAAUCUUCAUUUCGGCCUUGGCCAUGGAAGGACAACAGCUUCUCAUUGCCUACCCUUGUGCCUUAGUUUAUGGACUUUUUGCCCUCCUAACUAUUUUCUGAAAGUGUUUUAAGUGUCCUUACAAGAUUAUUCUGGAAAUACAUUCUCAUUCAAAUUUAAUAAUAUGAUUUCUGUUAUAUUGCUGUUGAGAGAACAACAAGCAGAGAGACAAAAAAGCAUUUAAGAGUGGUGCUCUAA
Molecule: messenger RNA, 1151 nt
Organism: Trichechus manatus latirostris (Florida manatee)
Lineage: Eukaryota; Metazoa; Chordata; Mammalia; Sirenia; Trichechidae
Gene: YIPF7
Product: Yip1 domain family member 7
Exons: 5
Biological process (GO): endoplasmic reticulum to Golgi vesicle-mediated transport; vesicle fusion with Golgi apparatus
Cellular component (GO): trans-Golgi network; membrane
Source: RefSeq, a predicted model, not a curated record